Messenger RNA from Arabidopsis thaliana (thale cress), 1850 nucleotides. Its product is annotated as Calcium-dependent lipid-binding (CaLB domain) family protein. The record is from RefSeq and is marked reviewed. Gene Ontology annotation, biological process: defense response. Lineage: Eukaryota; Viridiplantae; Streptophyta; Magnoliopsida; Brassicales; Brassicaceae. The transcript has a single exon. The coding region runs from base 129 to 1187 and encodes 352 amino acids.
AAAACUCUGUGAUAAAACGAUGAUAGUUGAUGAUAGCUGAGACUUUGAUACAGAUAUUUGAGAUACGAGCGCACGUUAGCUAAGACCACCGCGUAAGCCACCGUCUCGUCUUGAAACGCACCGUAUUCAUGACUUCGUCGGAGCCACUCGACCUGGUUGUCACCGUCGUCUCUGCCAAGCACCUGAAGAAUGUCAACUGGCGUAACGGUGACCUGAAACCCUACGUUGUUCUGUAUCUUGACCAAGACCACCCUCUCUCCACCCGCUCCGAUGAUUCCUCCUCCAUCAAACCGGUGUGGAACGAGCGGAUUACUCUUCCUCUCACCCGAUCUGUCCACGAAUCGGUCCUCAACAUCGAGGUUUUUCAUUCCAAUUCUUCGGAUCUGGCGAAAACCCUCGUCGGAUCGGUUAGGUUUCCUCUAGCUCGUUUGAUUGACUCGGACGGGUCAAUGAUUCCGGAAUUGAUCAACUCGCUCGAGCUGGUUCGUCCAUCGGGUCGACCACAGGGGAAGAUUCGUUUGAAGCUCGCGAUCAAAGACAGACCAAUCCCUCCACCGCAGCAUCCUCCGCCACGUCCUCAAUCUCAACCACUAGAUUACUAUUCUGCCCCUCAAGGAAACCAUUAUUACUCCCCUAGCCCUCCUCCUCCUCCUCCUCCUCAAGCACCGAUCACCGCUCCAUCUCCUCAGCGUGACUACAGAGAAUUCUCACAGUCACCGUCUCCGUCUCCUUACGCAUUCACUGAUCACUACUAUUCCGGGUAUUAUUAUCCGCCUCCUCCACCACGUUCAAUGUACGAUCGUGCCUCCAAUUACGGCCUCCCAAGUGGCCCAUCUGCUCCCGUUGAUGCCUUCUCAUCGAUUGAUCACAAGCAGCCUCCUUUAGCUCCUCCUCGGUUUUCUAACUACGGUCCACCGCCUAGUGGGCCCUCAGCACCCGUUGAUGCCUUUCUGGUUACCGAGUACAAGCCACAAGCUCCACCUAUGGGCUCGCGAUUGUCUAGCUACGGAGUGCCUAAUGGUCCAUCGGCACCAGUCGAUUACUCUCCUUAUGAUCACAGGCAGUUGCAGAAGACGAUGGGUGGAUUGAGCUUAGAGGAAGAGAGAGCUGCUGCAGAGAGGUCUGAGAGUGAUUUCGGAGCUAGGCCAAACUACAGCUAUGGCCGUGAUUAUCGCCGUGAAUGUUGAGGAUGGCAAAAAGUUGUUGAAUUUCACAAGUGUGCGGCGUUUCUAAGGCUUUACUUAUCAUCAGAUUUGUUGGUGUUAGAACACCAGGAAAUGGCUGAUGACAAAAUAUGAAUUUGGUGAAGUAUAUGUUAUGUCUAUAUGUAUGUCUCGUUUGUGAAUUGAUUUGUUGCUUCUUUCUAGCUGAUAUUCGGUGUUACCCCUUCUGUACCUUUGUACAUGUUUCUAAAACAUCUCUCAUUUCUUUCCUUCAUUCAGUUUCUUGAAUCAAGCUAUUGGGUUCUUAGGGUUAAUGUUCUAAUGUGAAUCACUUUACUGUUGAUUUAUUGUUUGAACCAUGCUCUGAUUAGGUAUGGUAGUAUGCUCUGUCUCAGACAUGAACAGUCCUAUAUCCUGCGAUUCUGCCGAAUAUUUUUGCAGGCUGGUUAAAGACUUUGGUUCUUAUUUCAUGUUUGAUGAUACCAAUGUGUGAUUUUCGUUUGGAACCAGUGAUCUCCAUAUUCAUUGAGCGUUUGGAUUAAUGUGUCUUGAAUCAUGCUCAUCACAGUGCAGAAAAGAUGUUCUCUCUGAUCGUUUUGGGUAAAAUGGUAUGUACACGGUUGGUGCUAAGUCUAUUGUGCUCUUGUUAUAACGAUGAGACAGAGCAGUUUUGCUAUUGCAUUCUUU